This is a messenger RNA of Neopelma chrysocephalum (saffron-crested tyrant-manakin), 1305 nucleotides long. RefSeq names its product protein phosphatase 1 regulatory subunit 3C-B-like. Gene Ontology annotation, biological process: regulation of glycogen biosynthetic process. The record is from RefSeq and is a predicted model, not a curated record. Gene Ontology annotation, cellular component: protein phosphatase type 1 complex. The transcript has a single exon. Bases 37 to 894 code for a protein of 285 amino acids. Lineage: Eukaryota; Metazoa; Chordata; Aves; Passeriformes; Pipridae. Gene Ontology annotation, molecular function: glycogen binding; protein phosphatase 1 binding.
CAGGUGUGCGGCAGGCGGGCUGUCGUCCCCCCAGCCAUGCCCGUGGACCUGGCCGUGCGGCUCUGCCUGAGCCACUCGCCCCCCAUCCGCAAGCUGCUGAACUCCUACGAGGAGCUGCGGGGCAACCGAGGCCGCAAACCCCUCCGAUCCUGUCUCAACCAGAGGCCGAGCGCAGAACCUGAGCCCGAGCGGCGAGACAACACCAAGAGCUCCAAGGGCCAGAAGAAGAAGCGAGUCGUGUUUGCUGAUAUGAAGGGGCUCUCGCUGACGGCCGUCCGCUUCUUCUCAAGGAUCGAGGAGGACCUUUGUGACUUGCAGCAUGCCCUGUCUGACCUUGCCUCCUUCCGCCCCAGGCUGUGGGACUCACGCCCAGAAGCGUGCAGGUACGUGCUGGACUUCCCACAGCCCUCAGUGGACUACACGGCUUUCCGCAGCAGCCUGCACAGGAACCUCGUCUGCCUGGAGAGCUGUGUGAUCCAGGACCGUGCUCUGUCAGGGACAGUGAAGGUCAGGAACAUUGCCUAUGAGAAGAAAGUGGCCGUGCGCAUCACCUUCGACGGCUGGAAGAGCUUCCGGGACGUGCCCUGCCAGUACAUGCACAGCACGUACGGCUCGGCCGACACAGACAUCUUCUCCUUUGAGCUCACCCUGCCCAAGCCAGCCGGCGGCCGCAGGGCCACAGAGUUCUGCAUCUCCUUCCAGUGUGGACAGAAGACCCACUGGGACAACAACCAUGGGAAGAACUACAAGAUCCGCCACGUGGGCGGAUCCUCCCGUGCCGUGAAGAGUGCCAGUGGGGCCUGGGAGCAUCUUGGCACCUCUGGGGCUGCCGCCCUGGUCCUGUCUCACCUGCAGACCUGGCAGCGUUCAGAGACCCAGGCUCCUUACUGGUAGGAGGGCAGUGUGUGAAGACAUGUAGGUCCCCUCCACGUCCCGGACAUGGUACAAGGGUCUUGGAGGAAGGGUCAGCUGCAGAAGAUGCUGCUCACAGUUUUGUCAGCUCCUCCACGGCUCUAUGAGCAGCUGCCGGUCUCUGCAGAAGCUUUUUCACUGCUGGCUCCUGCCGCAGAGGCUGGAGGCUGCUGCUUGGAGUGACUCCUGUAGGUUCUUGCAGGUGACAAGGAACGGGCUGUGGGCCGGAGCCACCCAGGGAGCCACGGGGCCGGUGCUGCCCAAGUGCCUUGUGUGGAGAGGGCUGCUGGGGAGAGGGCGGGCUCCUCGUGCUCCACCGUCCCGAGAAGGGCUUAGCGCGGGGCCACCGGGCCGAGAGCGGCGGGGGCACCUCCGGUCGUUGGUGCUGUAACG